CGGAGCGGUGCCGCAGCACAGACGGACGAGUUUGGCUUCUCCCUCACGGACGGGUUCUACAGGCGGGGAGGCUGGAAUUCUCCGUGGAGCUGCCGAGGAAGCAGCUGUCAACAGGGACCUGCAGCUCCCAGCUGGCUCCACAGCUCGGCUCACGGCUCAGCACCUGAAGGCAGCUGCUGCUCAUUCAGGGGACACGGCCAUCAGAUUUGUCCUGAGGAGGGACCCCAGCAGGGGCCAGCUGCAGCUGACCACAGCUGAUAUUCCAGUCCAGAUCUCUGCCAAAGGACCCUUCCAAAGUUUCACCCAGGCCGAUAUAAACAAAGGGCAUGUGGUGUACAGCCACGGGAGAGGGAUCCUGGUGGAAACUUCCCUUUCACCUUUGAUGUGAUGGAUUCAGAUGACAACAAACUGAUGGACCAGGAUUUUUACAUCCAUGUCAUAGAGGACAGAUUUCCCCCCUCUAUCAUCACUAACAAGGGGCUGGUGUUGGAUGAGAACUCGGCAAAGACAAUCACAACCCUCCAGCUCUCGGCCACUGACCAGGACAGAGAAGCCUCCCAGCUCCAGUUCAAGGUCACCUGGCAGCCACAGCUGGGGCAUCUGGAGCACGUGGCUUCCCCAGGGACAAGAAUUAGUUCCUUCAGCCAGGCAGACUUGGCCUCUGGCAGCAUCCAGUACAUCCACACCAGUGACGAGGAAAAGCACACGGAUGCCUUCACCUUUUCUGUGUCCGAUGGGACAAACGAGGUGAGCCAGACAUUUGACAUCACCAUAAACCCCGUGGAUGACUCCUUACCCAUCGUGCAAAUCUUUGGGAUGACAGUUCAGGAAGGGGUGAGAAAAACCAUCACGGAGUUUGAGCUCAAAGCGACAGAUGCUGACACAGAGGUGGAGUCCCUGACAUUCAGGGUGGUACAGCCGCCCCGGCACGGGCUGAUCGAGCGCAGCGGCCGCGGGCAGCGUCCUCUGCAGGCCACCACCUUCACCAUGGAUGACAUCUACCAGAAGCGCGUCAGCUACAGCCACCGCGGCGGCAGCGCGCUCAGGGACCGCUUCACCCUCACCGUCUCCGACGGCACCAGCCCCCUCUUCGUGGUGCAGGAGGGAGGGAAGAAGGUGGUGACGGCAGCACCGCAGCGCUUCCAGGUGGACAUCCUCCCUGUGGAUGAUGGGACACCCAGGGUGGUCACCAACCUGGGCCUGCAGUGGCUGGAGUACACGGAUGGCAAGGCCACCAAUCUCAUCACUAAGAAGGAAUUACUGACUACAGAUCCUGACACAGAUGACAAACAGCUGAUGUAUGAGAGAACAGCUGGUCCCAGAAAUGGCCACGUGGAGAACAAGCUGAAGCUGGGCACAGCUGUGACCACCUUUACACAGGAGGAUGUGAACCAGGGCCUCAUUCGGUACAUGGCGCACAAGGAGAAGGUCCAGGAGACCACAGACAGCUUUCGGUUCCUAGUGAAGGACAGCAAACUCAACGUGGUCAGCGGCAACGUCUUCCAUGUCCAGUGGUCCCUUCUCAGCUUUACUCACGGCAGCUACGAGGUCAGGGAGAGCGCCGGCUCAGUCAGCGUCGCCGUGAGGCGGGUGGGGAACCUCAACCAGUACAGCAUUGUCCUGUGCCGCACCGAGCAGGGAACGGCCACCGCUGGAGCCGCAUCACGGCCUGGGGAGCAGGACUACGUGGAGUAUGCGGGGCAGUCACGCGGGUUAUUUGCUGUCAGAAGAGGGAAUGCCUCAGAGCAGGGUGAGACGGGAAGGACGGGAAGCUCCAGAGCCCGGUCCAAGGACAGCAGCCAGAUUUCUGCCUUCCAGGUGCAGUUUGAGGAGCGGGAGGACAACAAGGCCUGCACUGUCACCAUCAACGACGUGUUCGAGGGCACGGAGAGCUUUUCUGUGGAGCUCAGCAUGCCGGCCUACGCCCUGCUGGGGAACGUCACCCGGGCCACCAUCACCAUCGUGGACCCCGAGGACGAGCCCACGCUGCAGUUCGACAGGAGCGCCUUCCACGUCAGCGAGAGCGCCGGCUUGCUCUCGGCUCCCGUGCAAAGGAAAGCUGGGUCGGGCUGGGCAGGAUGUCCUGAGCCCCAUGUGAGGGACAUGUGGCAGAGGGGGAACCCUUGUGACAGAGAGCGAGCCCUUGGGCUGUGCCUGCUUGUGGUUUUGGGGUCUUCUCCAAUGUUAUGUGACACAACUGUGAAAUCUCAAGCUACACACAGUGUGUUUGUUCUUUAA
Molecule: messenger RNA, 2238 nt
Organism: Pseudopodoces humilis (Tibetan ground-tit)
Lineage: Eukaryota; Metazoa; Chordata; Aves; Passeriformes; Paridae
Source: RefSeq, a predicted model, not a curated record